Messenger RNA from Pisolithus orientalis, 945 nucleotides. Its product is annotated as kinase-like domain-containing protein. The record is from RefSeq and is a predicted model, not a curated record. NCBI's taxonomy places the organism in Eukaryota, Fungi, Basidiomycota, Agaricomycetes, Boletales, Pisolithaceae. The transcript has 2 exons. Gene Ontology annotation, biological process: protein phosphorylation. Bases 1 to 945 code for a protein of 314 amino acids. Gene Ontology annotation, molecular function: protein kinase activity; ATP binding.
AUGGCGCAGCCCAGCGUCCACCAGCUCUUUCGGCGUCUGGAGACUGUCGGUAAGGGUGCGUAUGGCUCUGUCCACAAGGGCAUCCACGUCCCAACCGGGAACAUCGUUGCACUCAAGAUCAUCAACCUCGACACCGCUGACGACGACGUCGAGGCCAUCCAGCGCGAAGUUGCACUGCUGACACAGCUCCGCGACGCUCCCAACGUGACAAAGUACUAUGGUUGCUAUCUAGAUGGGCCUCGUGUAUGGAUUGCAAUGGAGUUCGCUCAGGGAGGAAGCGUCCGAACCCUCAUGCAGACUUCGAAAGAUGGUGCCUUGGAGGAGCGAUUCAUCGUGAUCAUCAUCCGGGAGGUUCUCGCAGGGCUCAGCUACCUUCAUAAAUCUGCUAUCAUACACCGCGACAUUAAGGCUGCCAACAUACUCAUCACUGCAGCUGGCAAAGUGAUGAUAUGUGACUUUGGAGUCUCAGCCCUGUCGGCCAGCACGACGAGUAAGCGAAACACGCUCAUGGGGACUCCAAACUGGAUGGCGCCGGAGGUGGCGCAGCCAACUCCUGUGUACGAUAGCAAGGCGGAUAUUUGGAGCUUGGGCAUCAUGACAUAUGAAAUGGUCAAAGGAGCACCACCACACUCUGACUUGAGAGAUGCUAUCAAGGUCAUGCAACUGAUCGCGCGUGUUAAACCACCACGCUUGGGAGAAGGGGACGGGAGCAAAGACAUGCGUGAUUUUGUCUCUCACUGUCUUCGAGAGUCUCCAAAUGAUCGCCUGUCGGCAGAUGAACUCUCAAAGACAAAGUGGAUUAAGUCGGCCUCCAAAUUAAACAUCUCGAUUUUGAAAGAACUCAUCCAUCGGUAUGAGGUGUGGAUGCAGAACGGUGGUGCACGAGCCAGCCUCGCAGAACCUCUCGAUUGGGAAAGCGAAGAGAAGAGAGAGUGCGUUGUAUAG